This is a messenger RNA of Debaryomyces hansenii CBS767, 1026 nucleotides long. It is a transcript of the gene ZCF21, whose product is annotated as Zcf21p. Gene Ontology annotation, biological process: regulation of transcription by RNA polymerase II. The transcript has a single exon. The record is from RefSeq and is a predicted model, not a curated record. Gene Ontology annotation, molecular function: zinc ion binding; DNA-binding transcription factor activity, RNA polymerase II-specific. Lineage: Eukaryota; Fungi; Ascomycota; Pichiomycetes; Serinales; Debaryomycetaceae. The coding region runs from base 1 to 1026 and encodes 341 amino acids.
AUGGACAUUUUCAAUUCGGCGUUGAAGAAUCCGGUGCCGCCGUUGAUCAAGAAGGAAGAGGAGAAGUUGGAAAGCGAAGCAGCACUUAAGAGGAAGAAGACAUCCAGAAGAAAGCACAGAAACUCGCAUUUGGGGUGUGGCACUUGUAAAAAGAGGAGGAUCAAGUGUGACGAGAACUUGCCAUCAUGUUUGAACUGUUUGAAAGGUAAGUUGCAUUGUGCGUACUUAAAUUUGGACUCCAACGCGAGAAAUGCUCUUCGAAUGGCGCAAUAUAACCAGCAUUUGAGGCAAGAUAGACCUGACAACGAAAAGUCGCCCCAAUCCAACACUGGGGGCACUAAUUCAUCGUCUGCAUCUCCAAAUGAGGUUCUUCUUAACACCAAUGCUCCGCAAACUACAUUCACUGUUCCUUAUCCAAUUAUUCAAACUACAGCUACACCGGUGAAUAUGCCUCAACAGGCCCAUGUUAUUCAAUCUCCGUAUGGACCUUUGGUUUCGUUACAACCGAUGCAACAGCAGAUGACGAACAUGGCCAUUCCCUAUCCACAAGUACCAAUGGUUCAGUCAGCGGUUCCCCUCAUAUAUUCCAAUGCACAACCAAUGGCACAUAUGCAGAAUGGCCAUCCAAUUCCGUCGCCAUCAGUCUCAGUUGCACCACCAUCGGAAAUGAAUUCAGGGACUCCGCCAGUUUCCCAAUCCAUGCGCAUGCAAUCUAUGUCUACACCCAUGAUGAAUACGAUGAAAGAGAAAGACUUAGCAUUGCCCCCGAUACCAACUAUACCUCAAUCAAAUACCUCGGCAUCAUUAAGAACAUCCCCAAAGUUAUCGAGUGCGAACCACUCUGUGUCCUACAAUUCAUUACCAUCGAUUAAUAGCGAAUAUAAAAUUAAACAACUGACAGAUAACUCCAUUAAGAAUUCACCAAUUUUACCUCCAUUAAAGAAUAGCCACAAUAACAACAAUUCUCCAAAUGCCAAUGCCGAGGAAUCAGACAAGAACCCAAAAAUAUCAAAAUUGUUAUCCUAG